GCCACCUUCCCCUCCCCUCCCCUCCCCAGGAUCGAGAGGUUCUCACAUCUGUGUAUAAUACCCUUAAACCCAAUUAUUAGUUAUCGUAAUUGAGCUUUGUUUCUCAAUUAAUUCCGUGUUUUGGGGGUAAGAGUAUUAUACAGAGAGAUGGAACCUAAUCUGAAUGGUUGCCUCUUCAACUCCAACUUUGGAGGGUCAGAUCGCAAAACGGGACAUGAAUCCAUGGCUGUUAUGAACAAUAUACAUACAUAUUUUUUUGAGAUUUCUUUCAAAAGUGAUCACAAGUAAGUAAGAUUUUUCUCUGCUAUUCCCUUAUUUUCGAUUGCAAAUUGAAAGCUUAAACACACACAUAAAUUACUCCAAUAAUACAUUUUCAAAUCCAUCUUUCAAAGUAUUUAAAUUUGUAUUUCUAAAAACAUUAAUUAAUUCAUUAUGGUGGUAAAGAAAGAAAGAAAAUAGAUUAGGGUAGCUCAUCUUAGGAUUGUAUUUGGGUUUUGUUAAAAUAAUAGAACAUUUCCAACAAGAAUGCUUUAAAAAUAAGGGUUUGGAGGAUUCCAUUGCUCUGAAAACAAAUUAAGGAAUCAUGAAGUUUGAGAAGAAAAAAAAAAUCUUUGUGAGUAAAUUGUAUUGUGGGUUAUAACAAAUAAUAACUCUUUCUACAAGCAUUUGUAUCUAAUCAUGAAGAUAAGAAGACUAUCAUUGUAAUCGCUUUUUAAUUAGACCCAAAAAAUUUGGGUUUCUACAGGUCAAUAGCGCUCACGAGCUAAUGUAUUUCGGGUAGAGUUUUUACACGAAAAACCCGAAAUGUGAACCAGAAAUAAAGAUAGAAAUCAACCUCGUUUAAUCAUCCGGUUAUUAAAUACCAACUGGUACGAGGAUUAUAAUACAAAAUUUAGGUUUAAGAUGCUUGACGAACUUUGACCUCGUCUUCUCCCUUUACUUCACUCCUCUAAAUCCCUAAGAUCUCUCUCACUCUUUGAUUCAUCGAGAAACAACUGUGGGGUUUAUUCUUCGUCAUUGUCGACGAAUUCUCUCUCCAAUUCCAAAUCCACCAUUUCAUUCACUUCCUCCCUACGCCUAUCCGAUGAAGUUGAUUGAAUCUUCCAAUGCUGGAAACUUGGAAGAGUUGCGCGACGCUAUAGAGGCGUAUCCUCUCUCCGGCCCGAACAGGUCCCUUGAUUUGGGACGUGCUCUGUCAAUCGCCAUGAAGAAACAGCAUCUCGAUUGCUUUGAGCUUCUCCUGAAGAGUGGAGCGCCUUUCAAUCUCUCAACUGCACAGGGAAACCACCUGAUGCAUUUCGCCAGCCAUUCAGAGAAGUAUUUGCCUUAUCUUGAGCUUCUCCUGGAAAGAGGAGCUUCUAUGAAUGUUUUGAACAAUAAAGAUGACACUCCUCUUCACAUUGCUUGUCUUGCCUCUAACUUGAAAGCUGCUCAGCUCCUGCUAGAAAGAGGAGCAGACAUUGAAUCUCAAAAUCAGAAUCAUGGAACGCCUCUUCACUGUGCGUGUCACGUUGGGUGUGCUAACAUUGAGGAGCUUCUUCUUAACCGUGGAGCUAACAUUGAAUCUCAGAACAAUUCAGAACAAAGGCCUUUACAUUUGGCCUGCACUCACAGUUCCAAGCUACCAUGUGCUGAGAUGCUGCUAGACAAAGGUGCGGAAAUUGAGUACGAGGACGAUGAGGGAAUGUCUCCUCUAACAACUGCACUUGACAAUAAAAACCUGGAGUGUGUUACAUAUCUCCUUGAAAAAGGUGCUGAUGCAAAUAGGAAAGACGUAAAUGGACGCACGCCCCUUCACUGGGCAUGUAUGAUUCGUGAAGAGGAAGGGCUCUUAUAUGUACAGCAACUUGUUAAAGCUGGAGCAGAUAUUAAUGCUCGAGAUGAGAAGGGAAGGACUCCACUUCACAUGCUCUGCCAGAUUGGUCCGUUGGAAAGCAUUAGUUAUCUCAUUGAGUCUGGAGCUGAUGCAAAGAUGGAGGACGAGAAAGGGAAAACGGUAUUGUAUCACGCGGUGACUAGUUCGCAUACGGAUGAAGCAACUCAAAUUGGAAUUGUUGAUCGCUUGAUGGAGGCUGGUGCUGAUGCAAAAUUGCCAACUCAUGCUGGACUCAAGCGACCACAUGAAACUGCUAUUUAUGCUAGAGUCAAGGAUCAUUUAGUUCGCAAGGCCUGGCAUUCUCCCUGGCAAGCAGAUCGAUAGAAGACGGUACUAAUGACGUCUGAGUUUUGUUUUAUGUUGAUAAUCUUUGGAUUUUGUGUCGUUGGAUCUAUAUUUUUCUGUUGUGUUCAUCUUGACCAAGCCGUUAUGUUCUUUAUAGUGAUUUUGUAUCCCACGUUUACUCUUACACAUAGUAAGUAAGCGAUGGUCUUUUGAAAUGUCAAUUAAAUGCAAAUGUCAACUGAUGAUAUUUGGUUCUUUGUGAACCAGAA
Molecule: messenger RNA, 2430 nt
Organism: Eutrema salsugineum
Lineage: Eukaryota; Viridiplantae; Streptophyta; Magnoliopsida; Brassicales; Brassicaceae
Product: ankyrin-1
Exons: 9
Coding region: 1085-2200 (371 amino acids)
Molecular function (GO): protein binding
Source: RefSeq, a predicted model, not a curated record